CAUUCCACUGAAUGAAUUCAGGGAAGAGAGAAAAAGUAACAGAUGGAACUGAUGGGGAUUUUAUAGAGAAAAAACUUCUCAACUCAGCCUAAUUUUGCUUAAAGACUACAAUUAUUUGAUACUUUGUGAAAGAUACAGAUUUUUACAAGAUGGCAAUGGUCAAUAUAGGAAUUUUGGAGCAGAAAUCGUCACUGAGGCUAUAGACAAGGACAGAAAGCAGCUGUGGAAUUUUGACAUUGCAUCACACUGAAAUUAUAUCACUACAGAUAGAAAGGAAGGAUCGCAUGACCUAUAGUUAUACUGGAUACUAAACGGUUAAAAAUUUUUAAUUGACGAAUUCUUCAAUAAUCACAGAAAACAAUUCUUUCUCUUAGCUUCAAGACGUGUGUUUACCUCUCAACUUUUGGCCCAGUUUCGUUGCGUUUGAACAUUUUCUUCAUCUAUCUUAUAAAGCUUAAGCUUAUUUGAUUUUAUUAUUGGAUUUUUCAUUAGCCUUGAGUUUUGGAUAUUUCGGAAUUCACUUAUAAACUGAAGCUUUACAAUACUUAUUAAUUUGAUACCAUGGAAUUGAAUGAUUUGGAUGUAUUUUCAAAGUGGGUUUCAAAAGACACCGAUAAAAAAGGUUAUGACAGAACCACAAAAGUACAAAAUAAUGAAGAAGCUUUCGUUAGUGCAUUUCGAAAGUGGGCAGAACGUCCAAAUAUGCUUGAAACGAAACUAAAAAAGAUGGUGCGUCAAGGUGUUCCUCCAAAGUGCAGGGCAGAUUUGUGGAGAGUUGGAAGUGGUGGGGAUACAAAGCUACAAAAGCAUCCCAAUUAUUUCCAAGAAACCAUCAAUGAAAUGGGCAUACAGAUCCCAAGCCAGUUACCAGACAACAUGUUUGACAGUCAACAAACCAGCCCAAAUUAUUAUCUCUUGAGUCCGUCUGGAAGAAAAAAACUAUUGGAUAUAUUAUACGUCAUGACCCAAGUCCAUCCUGACAUACAAUUCUGUCCAUUACUCCCUUCCAUCGCCGCUCUAUUUCUACACAUAAUGGAUGAAGAUGGGUGCUAUUGUUGUUUAGCUGCGAUGCUGGAAGAGAACAGGGUCCCAUUUUUUGACCAGAGUCAAAGAGCAGUAGCUGCAAUGGCAAAGACAUUCCAGGAUUGUUUGAAACAGUUUAUGAAAAGUUCGUAUGUCCAGUUGAAAAUGGUUGUGUCUGCGUCGAGUGAAGUGGAAGUAACAAAAGCAACCAUUCUCUUUCCUCACUGGUUGACGUGGCUCUUCAAAUACCUUAACAUCUGGACCCUUGUGUAUACAGUGGAUAACUUCAUGAUACAAGGACCAAAAGUAAUUGUAAGAGUCGGAUUAGUUGUGUUCRACAAAUUCAGCAAGUGGCUGGCUUUUAAACAAAUUACAAGUGGAGAUAUUGAAGCUCUGUUCAGUCAUUUUAUGAAAGAGUUGCCUUUAAAAGAUUACAGAUUAUUAGAGGCAGCCUUCAAGAUUCGUGGCUUAGCAAAGAAAAAAUUGACAAAGUUGAAAAACAAGAAUUUACAGCUGUUGGAUGAUGGGAAAUUAGAGGUCCCUUUUGAUACAGCACCAGUUAAAAUAACCACCCUAUACAGCAUCCAAGGCUCUGAUAUGCUUUCAGCCACUCAGUGGGAAAAGCUUGCAUCCUGGUUACCUGAAAAAAUCCAGAUUCGACAUCCAUUCUGCUUAUUUUCAACCCAAACUGAUGGCUGUAGUAUUCGGACUCUGUACAACAAGUGUGAGAAUGAAACUGAAACAAUCAUGUUGAUCAAGACAAGCAAGGGUGAAAUUUUUGGAGCCUACUGCAGCACAUCUUGGAGUGAAAGAAAUGAGGCUCCCAAAAGUCUAACAUAUUUUGGUACAGGUGAAAUGUUUGUUUUCAGUCUCUACCCAACACCUAUCAAGUAUUGCUGGAAUGGCCUUGAGGAAGAUGGAGAAAACAUCAAUGAAUAUUUUAUGGCUGGAGACAACAAUUGUCUUAUGAUAGGUGGAGGGGGGGACAAUGCAAUAUGGCUUGAUGCUGAACUAAGUCAUGGCCACAGUGGAUCAAGCAAGACAUUUAGAAAUCAUCCUCUUGCAAGUGGAAAAGAUUUUGAUUGUGUUAGAGUGGAAGUCCUAGCUUUUGAGAGUUAAAGAAACUAUAGCGAAGUAAAAUAAAAUUAACCAAAUGGGCAAAAUAAAUUUAACACUUGUGGGUUCAAAAUUUGUAAUUCCCCUUUUUUAUGGCAACUGAAAGAUUUUCAAGAUAUUAUAUUCAAAUUAUACUUUUAAUAUAGUUCUUGUAAUUAGUGCUCAGAACUCUUGCUAUGAGCGCUCUAUAAAUAUUUAAUUAUUAUUGUUAUUAGUUAUUAUGUAAAGCAUGCAAUUAUUUCUUUAGUAUUUUUUCCCUUUUUUUAUACUUUGAUUUAAAGGGAAUUGUGUCAUUUCUUGUUUUGCAUA
Actinia tenebrosa (Australian red waratah sea anemone) is the source of this 2448-nucleotide messenger RNA. RefSeq names its product GTPase-activating protein skywalker. The record is from RefSeq and is a predicted model, not a curated record. Lineage: Eukaryota; Metazoa; Cnidaria; Anthozoa; Actiniaria; Actiniidae.